GAAGUUACCAGAUGUAUCUCUUCAGUAGCAGCACUGUGGACUACAGAGAUACAAGUGUGUUUAGUCGAGAAGAUACCGGUAUAAUUCGCCAAGAGCUGCCUAACUUUUUUCUGCUCUGACGGGAGAUUUGGAUUACAUGUUCAACAUGACAUUUGAAGAACUAAGUGGGGAUUACUCUCAAGAAAGAAUGGAUUCAGUGGCGAAAGCUUUGGAGGAAGUUCUCACCUCGGCGUUACCUCAGGGCUGCAUUACAGUCGGAGUCUAUGAGGCUGCAAAGUCUCUUAAUGUAGAUCCUGAUAAUGUGGUUCUUUGCAUCCUCGCCACAGAUGACGAAGACGUCAAAGAUGUGGCCCUGCAGAUCCACUUCACUCUCAUUCAGGCUUUCUGCUGCGAGAAUGACAUCAACAUCCUGAGAGUCAACAACACCCGGCGCCUGGCUGAAAUACUGGGUGGAGGAAGCAGUGGAAAACAGAGCGGAGGAGAACCUAUGGACCUUCACUGUGUCCUUGUCACAAGCCCACACUCUACAUCAUGGAAGGACCCUGCUUUGAGCAAAGUGAACGGAUUUUGCAGAGAGAGCCGCUGCAUGGACCAAUGGGUUCCUAUCAUCAAUCUGCCUGAACGAUGAACUUAAAACUGCAACUGGACUCUUAUCUGCACAGGAGAAGUGGUGUGAACCCUGAUGGACACAUUACCACCCAGAGAUCAAAUUCCAAAGCACUGCUUAUGGGGAAAGAAGAAAAAAAUGGAGGAUAAAAAAAGCCUGCUGUCUACAUGAGUUCUAUUUAAAAGAGUAAAAAAAGGAGCAGGAGGACAGAUUUCCACCUCGGACAGGACUGUUUGGAGUUGCAUCUGUUUGUUGGCAUACAAGAUCAGAGGGCGAAGCACUUGUUCACCCUGAGGUGGAAAUUUAAAAAAAGCAUAUGUGUGUGCUUUUUUAUGUGAAGCCGGACACUGUACAGACAGAUUGUAUCAUGUGUGUUUGGUGAAGCCUCUGUGACGAGUCAGGAAAGCAGAGAGAGACCAGAAAACAGACCUGUUGAGUGGACCAAGGCCUCGGCCUCUCUCUGCAGAAACAAAGCACUUGUUAUAACACUGGACCUUUUUGCAAUUUCACCUAUAUGAUUUCAGUUGUUAAUGUUGAUGUUACUAUUGUCGUAAUUUAAAAAGGGAAGGGCUACACAUCCAGUGGAGACAUUCUGUGUGUUAACUGUUUUUUACGCCAGCUGUUUUUGCCACAAGUAAAAUAAUUCAUUUGUUACAAUUUAAGUUAUUUCUAAUGAUAUUUAAGUGUAUUUAUGUUUCAUUUUUCUACCUAAACUAUUUGAAUUUUUGCAGAAUCUGAAUUCUUAUGUAUUGCUGUCAAUAAAAAGUAUUUUAUGGA
Molecule: messenger RNA, 1384 nt
Organism: Cheilinus undulatus (humphead wrasse)
Lineage: Eukaryota; Metazoa; Chordata; Actinopteri; Labriformes; Labridae
Gene: gadd45aa
Product: growth arrest and DNA-damage-inducible, alpha, a
Exons: 4
Coding region: 137-628 (163 amino acids)
Biological process (GO): regulation of cell cycle
Cellular component (GO): nucleus; cytoplasm
Source: RefSeq, a predicted model, not a curated record